AUGGAGAAACUUCCCAGCGAAAAGGAUGGGAAGCUGGACCAGGCGGGAAAGUCUGAAGAUGAAGUAGAAGCUGAAGCUGAAGGGAAGUCGGAGGAGGAAGAGAACCCUGAAGCAGAGGGGAAGCCAGCAAGCCAGGGCCAGCAGGAGGGCGAGGGAGAGGCAGAGGGGGGGCACCCCCAGGAUGAGGACAAGUCAGGAAAGCAGGGAAAGUCGUCGGAAGAUAUGGGCCAGCCACCAGGUGAGGGCAAGCUACCAGGUGAGGGCAAGGCAGAGCCCCAGGCCAAGGCAGCCAGCAAGGCACGCGCCUCCGAAAAGCGUCUGGCUGAAGAUUAGGUGCCUAAGAAAGCCGAUCACGGGACGGAUGACUCCCCCAAGGACUCUCGGGAGGACUUACAGGACAGGCAUCUGAGCAGUGAGUAGAUGAGAAAGUGUGCAGAUAUGUCCAGGGCUCAGGAAGAGCUAAGGAAAAAACAGAAAAUGGGAGGGUGUCACUGGAUGCAAAGAGAUGCACUAGAUGCAUUCUCCCCAAGGGGCCAGCGGGGUGUCAGUGGAGUGAGGGGCGGAGGAAGGGGCCAAAGAGGUUUACACGAUAUCCCCUACCUUUAACGGCCUUGGCCUUAGAUUCGGACUUCUUUGAUGAGAACUUUGCACACCCUGCUUUUCCUGGUACAUAAGUGCCAGGCCCUGUGCUUUAACUUUAAGCUGAUACUUUGCAUUAGGUGUC
Perognathus longimembris pacificus (Pacific pocket mouse) is the source of this 724-nucleotide messenger RNA. It is a transcript of the gene Tceal6, whose product is annotated as transcription elongation factor A like 6. Lineage: Eukaryota; Metazoa; Chordata; Mammalia; Rodentia; Heteromyidae. The record is from RefSeq and is a predicted model, not a curated record.